This is a messenger RNA of Myxocyprinus asiaticus (Chinese sucker), 5331 nucleotides long. RefSeq names its product ATP-binding cassette sub-family C member 8-like. Lineage: Eukaryota; Metazoa; Chordata; Actinopteri; Cypriniformes; Catostomidae. The record is from RefSeq and is a predicted model, not a curated record. Gene Ontology annotation, molecular function: ABC-type transporter activity; ATP hydrolysis activity; sulfonylurea receptor activity. The transcript has 39 exons. The coding region runs from base 459 to 5201 and encodes 1580 amino acids. Gene Ontology annotation, cellular component: membrane. Gene Ontology annotation, biological process: potassium ion transport; transmembrane transport.
UCCUCCUACAAGGUCAACACUUUGCUUCAGAUCACCACAGAAACCACAGCUAAAGCAGAUCGUGUGCCUAGUUCAUCCGCUUGUUUGUGCACUUAUGGAGAUGCUUUUUGUUUUUUGUCUGCCAUUAAGCUGUAGUUAUUAAAAGCAUGCCCGUGAGUCGUGGCUUUGCCGGUGGAAUGCGAUGCAGACGUCCCCUUGUCGGAGAGAGGCUGUUUGGAUGUCCUGAUUCCAUGCAGAACUGGACCUGUUUUUGCUCUGUGCCUGUGCUGUGACUCACUUCGGCGCAAAUCGUCCACCUACAGCAAGGAUGUAACACUUUUCGGCAGCCAGCAUCCAUCUGUUUGCUCUAGUAACAGAUUAUGCUCUGAAAGUGUCUCUUUACCCCUCUUCUUUUCCUCUCUUGCUCCCUCUAUCUCUGUCUUUCUUCUAUCGGCUCCCCUCAGAGACCCAAUACCACCAUGUCCUUGGCAUUCUGCGGCAACGACAACAACUCAGCAGCAUACAACGUGGAUGCUGGUGUCCUAAACAACGGCUGCUUCCUGGAUGCCCUCACAGUGGUGCCGCAUGUCUUCCUACUCUUCAUCACCUUUCCAAUCCUCUUCAUCGGCUGGGGAAGUCAGAGCUCCAAGGUGCACAUCCAUCACAGCACUUGGCUGCAUUUCCCUGGACACAACCUCCGCUGGAUCCUCACCUUCAUCCUGCUCUUCGUCACCGUGUGUGAAAUCGCUGAGGGCAUCGUGUCUGACGGGUUUAACCAGUCGUUCCACCUGCACCUCUAUAUGCCAUCAUGUCUGGCCUUCAUGGCUGCCAUCACAUCAAUAGUCUACUAUCAUAACAUAGAGACCUCCAACUUCCCCAAGCUACUCUUGACUUUGCUAAUUUACUGGGUUUUGGUGUUUGUCACAAAAACAAUUAAGUUUGCCAAGUACACAGAGCAUGGCAUCGGGCUGAGACAGCUGCGGUUUGGGAUAACUGGCUUACUGACUCUGUUGUAUGGCCUGCUAUUGGCUGUGGAGAUCAACGUAAUCCUGAGGAGGCGAUAUGUGUGUUUUGCAAACACCACUGAGGUGAAGCCUCCAGAGGAUUUACAGGAUCUUGGGGUCCGUUUCCUGCAGCCGUUUGUGAACCUGCUUUCUAAAAGCACAUACUGGUGGAUGAAUACCUUCAUCACGUCAGCACACAAAAGGCCUAUUGAUCAGAAGGUCAUUGGCAGACUACCAAUUGCUAUGAGAGCCCUCACAAACUAUCUGAAGCUCCGCAAGGCCUUUGAAGCCCAGAAGAAUCCCCAAGGUUUGCAGCCCCAGGGGCCAAAGUGGAUCUGGACGGCCCUCCGGCAGGCCUUCGGAAAACCCCUCAUCCUCAGUAUUACCUACCGUUUCAUGGCAGAUCUGCUUGGCUUUGCCGGCCCCCUUUGCAUCUCAGGCAUUGUGCACCAUAUCAGUAAGGAGAACCACACCAUUCAGCCACCAAUGCAGCAUUUUGGAAUCUAUUUCAUCUCCUCCCAGGAGUUUCUUGCCAAUGCAUAUGUCCUAGCCGUGCUCCUGUUCUUUGCCUUGCUCCUCCAGAGGACGUUCCUCCAAGCAUCUUAUUAUGUUGCCAUUGAGACUGGAAUCAACCUGAGAGGAGCCAUACAGACAAAGAUCUUCAAUAAAAUUAUGCGUCUCUGCACCUCAAACAUGUCUAUGGGGGGAAUGACAGUGGGCCAGAUAUGCAACCUUGUUGCCAUAGACACCAACCAGCUAAUGUGGUUCUUCUUCCUGUGUCCCAACCUAUUCGCAAUGCCAGUACAGAUCAUCGUUGGAGUCAUCCUCCUUUACUACCUCCUGGGAAUUAGUGCCUUGAUAGGGGCCACGGUCAUCACCCUUCUGGCUCCGGUGCAGUACUUUGUGGCGACCAAGCUAUCGGAAGCACAGAAAAGCACAUUGGAGUAUUCCAGUGAAAGACUGAAGAAGACCAAUGAGUUGCUGCGGGGUAUCAAACUCUUGAAGCUGUACGCCUGGGAGCAUAUCUUCUGCUCAAGUGUGGAGAAAACCCGAGGGAAAGAGAUGACUAGCUUACAGACCUUUGCACUCUACACUUCUAUUUCAAUAUUUAUGAACACAGCUAUUCCCAUUGCAGCAGUACUCACUACGUUUGUUGCCCACGUGCACAUGUCUGAUGAUGCAGACCUAUCCCCCGCUGUGGCCUUUGCCUCCCUCUCACUUUUUCAUAUCCUGGUCACCCCUCUCUUCCUGCUGUCCAGUGUUGUGCGAUCCACAGUCAAAGCCCUGGUCAGUGUUCAGAAGCUAAGUGAGUUUUUUUCCUGUGAUGAGAUCGGAGGUGAACAGGAUCCCAGAGCAACCAUAUUACAUAAUUCCACCAAUCCCUACAAGUAUCAGGCCCUGCCUCUGAAAGUGGUGAACCGUAAGCGUCCUGUUAGAGAGGAGUGGAACAGCUGUGGGCUGCAGAGUGAACAGGAGGAUGAGCCAAUGACUGUGGAGGAUGAAGAUGUCUGCAUCAAGAUAACAAAUGGCUUUUUCAACUGGACUGAUGGAACCCCAACGUUAUCCAAUGUGGAUAUUAAGAUUCCUUUUGGUCAGUUAACAAUAAUAGUAGGACAGGUUGGUUGUGGAAAAUCAUCUCUGUUGCUGGCUGCAUUGGGUGAGAUGCAAAAGAUCUCAGGAACUGUGAAAUGGAGCAGACUGCCCAUGGAUGCAGAUGGAAAUGAAAGCCCUGCAGAUGCAGCUGCAGAGGGGGAUAUCAGGAAAAGAGGUGCUGUGGCAUACGCCUCCCAGAAGCCCUGGCUGCUAAACACCACACUCGCGGAGAACAUCACGUUUGAGAUGCCUUUAAUAAAGCAAAGGUACAGGGCAGUAAUUGAAGCAUGUUCUCUCCAGCCGGACAUUGACAUCCUUCCCCAGGGGGAUCAGACGGAGAUCGGCGAGCGGGGUAUCAUUCUUUCUGGAGGCCAGAGGCAACGCAUUAGUGUGGCUCGAGCUCUUUACCAAACCACCAAUGUGGUGUUUCUGGAUGAUCCUUUCUCAGCACUGGAUAUUCACCUGAGUGAUCAUCUGAUGCAGGAGGGCAUUCUCAAACUGCUGAGAGAAGAGAAGAGAACGGUGGUGCUCGUGACACACAAACUGCAGUAUCUGCCCCAUGCAGACUGGAUCAUUGCGAUGAAGGAUGGCAGCAUACAGACACAAGGAACGUUGAAGGACAUCCAGAACUCUCAACCUGAGCUCUUCAAACAAUGGAAGACCUUGAUGCACAGACAAGACCGGGAGUUUGAGAAGGAGACGGUAGAUGAUAAUAUGACAGUCCUGGAAAGAAAAAACUUGAGGCGAGCCAUGUAUUCCAGAGAGGCCCUGAAAACUGAGGAGGAAGAGGAGGAGGAGACAGUGGAGAGUGAUGAUGAAGAUAAUCUAUCUCGAGUGAUGAGGCACAGAGCCACCAUACCCUGGAGAUCCUGUGGGACAUACCUGAGCUCUGCUGGCCUCCUGCUGCUCCUCCUGCUCCUGCUGUCCCAGCUCCUCAAACAUUCCCUCAUGGUGGCCAUUGACUACUGGCUCGCACACUGGACAUCCAAAGUAAUCAAGGCCAAGAUUGAGGCAGCUGCGCACAACUGCUCCCUAGUGCAGGAAGUGGGUUUCAGUCACUCAUCAUACCUGCUGGUGUUCAGCAUUCUGUGCUGUCUUGGGAUCGUCCUGUGUCUGGCCACAUCAGUGGCUGUGGAGUGGACAGGCCUGCGGGUGGCCAAAGAGCUGCACCACAGUCUGCUCAAUAAUAUCAUACUGGCCCCAAUGAGGCUCUUUGAAACAACUCCAUUGGGAAGCAUAAUAAAUCGCUUCUCCUCUGAUACCAACACAAUAGAUCAGCACAUUCCUGCAACUCUUGAGUGUUUGAGUCGCUCUACACUACUGUGUGCAUCAGCUCUAGGUGUGAUCUCAUACGUCACACCGGUUUUCCUCAUUGUACUGGCACCAUUAGCCAUUGCCUGUUACUUCAUCCAGAAGUACUUCAGAGUUGCAUCCAAAGAUCUGCAGCAGCUAGAAGACAGCACACAGCUUCCCCUGCUCUCACACUUCUCUGAGACUGUAGAGGGCCUCACAACCAUCAGAGCUUUCAGGUAUGAGGCUAGAUUCAGAAAGAGGCUUCUAGAGUUCACUGAUGCCAAUAACAUGGCCUCUCUCUUUCUAACAGCGGCUAACCGCUGGCUGGAGGUUCGAAUGGAGUACAUAGGGGCCUGUAUAGUCCUGAUAGCAGCUGUGGCCUCCAUCACCAACUCGCUGUUCAAUCAUCUGUCCACUGGGCUCGUGGGGCUGGGACUCACUUAUGCCCUCAUGGUGUCAAACUACCUAAACUGGAUGGUACGUAAUCUGGCUGAUAUGGAGGUGCAGCUGGGAGCUGUGAAAAGAAUAAAAGCUCUGUUAAAGACUGAGCCUGAAAACUAUGAAGGACUGCUCUCUGCAAAUCAGGUUCCAGAGGGUUGGCCCCAACGGGGUGAGAUCCAGAUUCAGAAUCUGAGUGUGAGGUACGACAGCACGCUAAAGCCGGUCCUGAAACACGUCAACGCCCAAAUAAGACCAGGACAAAAGGUUGGGAUCUGUGGUAGAACAGGAAGCGGCAAAUCGUCUUUCUCAUUAGCCUUUUUCCGAAUGGUGGACACAUUUGAAGGGCGGAUAAUCAUUGAUGACAUCGAUAUAGCAAAGCUGCCUCUUCAAACGCUGAGGUCACGCUUCUCUAUUAUUCAACAAGAUCCCUUCUUAUUCAGCGGAACCAUUCGUUUCAAUCUCGAUCCAGAGAUGAAGGCUACAGACAGCAUGCUGUGGGAAGCAUUAGAAAUCGCACAGCUUAAACCUGUGGUCAAAACCUUACCUGGAGGACUUGACGCCAUAAUAACUGAAGGUGGGGAGAACUUCAGCCAGGGGCAACGUCAGCUGUUCUGCCUGGCACGUGCAUUUGUGCGGAAGAGCAGUAUUCUGAUUAUGGAUGAGGCCACUGCUUCCAUAGAUAUGGCUACGGAGAGCAUUCUACAAAAAGUUGUGAUGACUGCCUUUGCUGACAGGACUGUGGUCACCAUAGCUCAUCGUGUGCACACCAUCCUGAAUGCAGACCUGGUGAUUGUCAUGAAGAGAGGUGUCAUUCUGGAGUUUGAUAAGCCAGCAAUUCUCCUGAAUCAAGAGGACAGUGUAUUUGCAGCAUUUGUGCGAGCAGACAAAUGAGUCUGGGGGAUCCUCUAUUGAAAGUGCAAUUGUACCAUGAAUAAAUAAUGAAUUAUUUAUUAUUACUAUCAUCCUCACAUUUGUAAAUAAAAUGUUAAUCAUUUAUUAAUAAAAUUAUACAUAAUCUGUA